This is a messenger RNA of Cotesia glomerata, 705 nucleotides long. Its product is annotated as diacylglycerol kinase kappa-like. Bases 256 to 705 code for a protein of 149 amino acids. NCBI's taxonomy places the organism in Eukaryota, Metazoa, Arthropoda, Insecta, Hymenoptera, Braconidae. The record is from RefSeq and is a predicted model, not a curated record. The transcript is spliced from 4 exons.
CCCCUCAAUAAGUAGAUGUCACUGAAACCAGUACAGAGUAAUUCACAAUUCGCUGUCGUUCAGUAAUUAUCAAGCAAGGGAGCAAGACGCAUUACAAGAUAGGUGCUCAGGAAGUGCCUACGUUCUCACGGCAAUACAAACAAUUUUUGAAUAAAAAUCACUAGGCUGACAAGGUGUAGGCUAAUUGUUCUAAUACAUUCUACGUACCAAACGACAAAUUGUAUUGAGAAGAGAAAGUACUUGUAAUAUCUAAAAAUGAAUCCUGCGGUAGAUCCUGCGAUGAAUCUUGAGGUGGAUCCUGCGGUGGAGCCUGUGGUGGAGCCUACGGUGGAGCCUGCGGUGGAGCCUGCGGUGGAGCCUACGGUGGAGCUUGCGGUGGAGCCUGCGGUGGAGCCUGCGGUGGAGCCUGCGGUGGAGCCUACGGUGGAGCCUGCGGUGGAGCCUGCGGUAGAGCCUGCGGUAGAGCCUGCGAUAGAGCCUGCGGUGGAGCCUACGGUGGAGCCUGCGAUAGAGCCUGCGGUAGAGCCUGCGGUGGAGCUUGCGGUGGAGCCUGCGAUUGUUCCUUCAUCAAGUUCCAGACCUGGUAAUAUAGCAUACAGGAAAAAGAAUUCUAAGGCCACAAUGGAACUGUUUGUGGGGAAACGUGAUUUUGUUCAGCACAAUAAAGGAAUUGAGCCCAUUGUUUUGCUGAGCGGAAAUGUUUGA